CGCCGCCUCACACUCAGUUUCUCCCUCUUUCAGACUCUCACCCUCUUCUUCGUCUCUCAAACCCUAAAAGUAAAAUCCUUUUUUAUUUUAUUUUUUAUUUCGUCAUCUUCUUCCGAAAUCUCUUUCAUAUGUUGAGGAUUUGAAGUUUGAAGCUCGAGCUUCGAACUGCUGAGUGCUGUUUUGUUCUGCUGUGAGAGAGGCAAAAAAGAAGAGGGCACGGAGGCAUUUACAAGAAGAAACAAAGUGAAAGGUGCGACUACAUUUUGGUAACGUACUUUUAACAGCCGGCAAGGAGAGAGAUCGUCUAUGAUACGUUGAGACUGUAAUUUAAUUUGGUAAAAGGGAGAUCCAUAUGGCUGGUUUUUUGUCUGGUGAUGCCUCCCAUCAUGGAACAUAUGAAGGUGGUUCCCACAAACAUGCUCAGGAUAAGCCAGAGGAUGGUGCUCGCUGGUACUUUUCAAGGAAGGAAAUUGAAGAGAACUCCCCGUCAAGGCGUGAUGGAGUUGACUUGAAGAAAGAGACUUAUCUACGCAAGUCAUACUGUACGUUUCUCCAAGAUUUAGGGAUGAGACUGAAAGUACCCCAAGUAACAAUUGCAACGGCCAUAAUUUUCUGUCAUCGAUUCUUCCUUCGUCAAUCCCAUGCUAAGAAUGAUAGGAGGACCAUUGCAACAGUGUGUAUGUUUCUUGCUGGGAAGGUUGAAGAAACCCCCCGCCCCUUAAAAGAUGUUAUUCUAGUCUCAUAUGAAAUCAUUCAUAAAAAGGACCCCACAGCAGUACAGAGGAUUAAACAAAAGGAAGUAUAUGAACAGCAGAAAGAAUUAAUUUUACUUGGAGAGAGAGUUGUCCUUGCAACUCUUGGUUUUGAUCUCAACGUGCAGCAUCCAUAUAAACCCCUUGUUGAGGCAAUAAAGAAGUUCAAAGUAGCUCAAAAUGCACUUGCUCAAGUUGCCUGGAAUUUUGUCAAUGAUGGACUCCGGACAUCUCUUUGCUUGCAAUUUAAACCUCAUCACAUCGCUGCUGGUGCCAUUUUUCUUGCUGCCAAGUUCCUCAAAGUAAAGCUUCCAUCCGAUGGUGAGAAGGUUUGGUGGCAGGAGUUUGAUGUCACCCCUCGCCAAUUGGAAGAAGUAAGCAAUCAAAUGUUGGAACUGUAUGAACAAAAUCGAGUGCCACUAUCCAGUGACGUUGAAGGAAGUGCUGCGAGUGGUGUCACCCAUCGGGCCCCUGCAAAAUCUACUACUAGCAACGAAGAACAUGUGACAACCAAUAGUCAUUCGCAGGCUGGAAGCACAAAGCCUGGAGCCUCAAAGCCAGCGUCAUCUAGACCAGCAUCUGAGUUGACGCAUGCUGACCAUCAUGGUGGGCCUCCAAGAACAACAGAAUGCCGAAGUAAUGACCAUGGGAACACAGAAAUGAAAAAUUCUGACCACAAAGUGGAUGUUGAAUUCAGAGACAAUCAUCACACUGAGCCAGAGCAGCUGCCACACCAUGAGAAGGCGGGGGAAGGUCAAAACACAUUAUGGCAUUUGUCAGAUUUAGCUGGUGAAGAGGAUCAACAAAAUAAUGUGGGGAGAAGUGAAACAAGAGAAGCUGGGGAAUUGAAGGACAAACAUCAUGGCCGAAAUCUCGAAAACAGACAGAGUGCACUUGGUCGGUCACCUCAGGAAGCAAUAAAGAAGAUCGACAGAGAUAAAGUAAAGGCCGCGCUGGAGAAACGAAGGAAGUCAAUUGGUGAUGUGACUCGGAAAACAGACUUGAUGGACGAGGAUGAUCUCAUUGAGAGGGAAUUGGAAGAUGGCAUUGAGUUGGCUGCUGGGAAUGAGAAGAACAAGCGAGACCGGAGGCAAAGCUGGUCUAAGCCCUCUAGACCAGAAAACGACGAUUUGCAUCAGGGAAAACAUCAAGACACUUCUGGAGACGAGCCUUAUCAGAAAAAGGGCCAGACGUCUGGACCGGAUUUGAACAAUGUGGAAGAAGGCGAGUUAUCAGUACUCAAUGACGCGAGUUAUCAAUCGCCAAAAUCCAGCAGCCGCAAGAGAAAGGCAGGAAGCCCACCAGCAAACCCAAUGGAGGGAAAGCAGCGGCAUGACUACGCACCUGGGGUCAACCACCAUGAUCGGUUUGCAUAAUGUUUAAUGGGUAUUAUAUUUUUUCACUUACCCUCUGUUGAACAGUAUGACUGAAUUUUGAGAGCAGCCAGUAAUUCCAACAUUGGACAAGCAAUCAUUAUAUAAUUUAAUAUGUUGUACGUUUUUUUUUUUUUUUUUUCUCUCUGCUAAUCUGCUCCUUACUGUUUAUUAACAUGUAUGUCCAAGUUCAAAUGGUCCCCUUU
This is a messenger RNA of Morus notabilis, 2331 nucleotides long. Its product is annotated as cyclin-T1-3. Gene Ontology annotation, cellular component: cyclin/CDK positive transcription elongation factor complex; nucleus. Gene Ontology annotation, biological process: regulation of transcription by RNA polymerase II; positive regulation of DNA-templated transcription, elongation. The coding region runs from base 353 to 2128 and encodes 591 amino acids. The transcript is spliced from 8 exons. The record is from RefSeq and is a predicted model, not a curated record. Lineage: Eukaryota; Viridiplantae; Streptophyta; Magnoliopsida; Rosales; Moraceae. Gene Ontology annotation, molecular function: cyclin-dependent protein serine/threonine kinase activator activity.